GCGGGAAGUAACCGACUCCAAUGGACUCGUUUGUUUAGGAAGGAGGACGUGCCUGUUAGGCGAUAGGUGAGAACGAGAGGUUGCCGCCGGCGCCCAGUGUGCCCUCUCCCAUUCCCUCCACCAGGAGCGUUGGGUGGAGCUGCAGAGCUCGCUGGCGCGCGCCGCUCAUAAUCGCUGCCCUCGCGCUCCGACGGCUACAGCGCACGAGCAGCCGCUGCGCCCGCAUCUGCGGCCGAACUGCAACGGGUGCCACUGUCGCAAGCCCCGCUUUGGGCGCCGUCCCUUGGACCCUCCCCCCUCCUCUCGGAAGUAUGGGCUCGCGAGGAGGCGCCGUCCUCUGCCUGGCUAUGCGGCUGCUCCUCAGCCCAGGCAUCCUUCAAAACUGCUGUGAAGCAUAUAAUAUUGGGCUGCAAGGAACAAAAGUAUUCUCUGGCCCACCAACAGAACAGUUUGGAUAUACAGUUCAACAGCUUUCAAAUCAAGAUGGCAAAUGGUUGCUUGUUGGUUCACCCUGGAGUGGAUAUCCAAAUAACAGAAUGGGAGACAUCUAUAAGUGUGCUGUUGAUCAAAGUGGAACUGAAUGUUUUAAGAUGAACUUGCAGACUUUUGCAAGCAUCCCAAAUGUUACUGAGAUAAAGAAGGAUAUGAACCUAGGCCUGACUCUACUAAGAAACUCUGGAACUGGAGGAUUUUUGACUUGUGGUCCUUUGUGGGCACAGCAGUGUGGAAGUCAGUAUUAUGCAACAGGAAUCUGUUCGGAGUUCAGUCCAAGUUUCCAGAUCAUGAGGAGUUUUUCGCCUGCUGCGCAAAACUGUUCUUCAGCCAUAGAUGUUGUGGUAGUAUGUGAUGAAUCAAAUAGUAUUUAUCCUUGGAGUGAUGUGAGUGCAUUUUUGAAAAAAUUUGCCCAAGGUUUAGAUAUAGGUCCCACUAAAACUCAGGUAGGUUUAAUUCAGUAUGGCAAUGGCCCAAGAGUAGUGUUCAACAUGUCUACUUACCAAGAUAAAGAAAAAGUUGUGCAAGCAAUGUCAGAAACCAAACAGAAAGGAGGGGAAUAUACGAAUACAUUCAAAGCAAUUGAUUAUGCCAGACGUUACGCUUUCUCAAAAGAAGCUGGUGGGCGGCCAACAGCCAGUAAGGUCAUGGUGGUUGUGACUGAUGGUGAAUCACAUGAUGGUUCAAAAUUGAAAGAAGUGAUAGCUGAAUGCAACAAGGACAAGAUCACUAGAUUUGGUAUUGCAGUAUUAGGAUCCUUAAUUAGGCAAGCACAGGAUACUAAAAAUUUAAUUAAAGAAAUUCAAGGAAUUGCUAGUCAACCUACAUCAAAGUAUUUCUUUAAUGUGUCCUCGGAGGCUGCACUUUUAAAAGAAGCGGGAACAUUGGGAGAGCGAAUUUUCAGCAUAGAAGGUACUGAUCAAGGUGCUUUAUUCCAGAUGGAAAUGUCACAAGUGGGUUUCAGUGCUGCUUAUGCACAGCAAGAGGAAGUUCUGAUUUUGGGUGCUGUUGGGGCAUAUGAAUGGAGUGGCACAGUGAUUCAGGAGUCAGCAAAACAAGUGACUAUAUUUCCCAAUGAAACAUUUGAAAGGGUUUUAGAAGAUGGAAAUGAGAGCUCCUAUUUAGGCUAUUCUGUUGCUGUUCUCUCAGCUGAGAACACUGUCUAUUUUGUUGCUGGUGCUCCACGAUCCAACUAUACUGGAAGAGUGGUGGUUUAUGAGGUUGAUGCACUUGGCAACAUAGCUAUUGUUCAUUCCCAGAAAGGAGAGCAGAUUGGCUCCUAUUUUGGCAGUGUGGUAUGUUCAGUUGACGUUAAUGGAGAUUCCGUUUCAGAUGUGCUGUUGGUUGGUGCACCAAUGUUCAUGAAUGAAUUUAAAAAAGAGGAAGGAAGAGUCUACUUGUUUUCUGUCACAAAGGGCAUUUUGGGUAAACGACAACUUCUAGAAGGUCCUCAGGGGUUGGAAAAUGCUCGGUAUGGAUCCGCUAUCACUGCUGUCUCAGAUAUUGAUUUGGAUGGCUUUAAUGAUGUGAUAGUUGGGGCACCAUUAGAAAAUCAAAAUGCCGGUGCUAUCUAUGUUUACAAUGGUGAACAAAGGACAAUAAACACUAAAUAUUCUCAGAGGAUUUCAGGAUCAGACCCUGCAUUUGGCCAGCAGCUCCAUUAUUUUGGAAGAUCAGUAGAUGGCCAUGAUGAUUUAAAUGGUGAUGGAAUUACUGAUGUAUCUGUUGGCACAGAAGGAAAUGUUAUUCAACUCUGGUCUCAAAGCAUAGCAGAUGUUUCCCUUCAUAUAUCAUCUAAACCUAAGAAGAUCAGUCUGCUAAACAAGAAUACAGAAGUCAUUCUUCAGAUAUGUUUCAGUGCAACAUUUAUGCCCCAAAAUAGCAGUAAUCAAGUGGAUAUUAUAUACAACCUGACAUUGGAUGCUGAUCCCCUAUCCUAUCGAGUGACUUCAAGAGGAUUAUUUAAAGAAAACAAUGAGAGGUAUCUGCAGAAUAAUUUCAUAGUCCAUCCCAUGAGGAACUGUAAGGAGCAUAUUUUUAAUGUCCAGGAGCCCUCCGAUGCUGUUGACUCACUUAGCGUGCAUGUUAAUAUAAGCCUCAAGAAUCCUGGUUCAAGCCCUGUUCUUGGUAAAGCUUCCCCUACAUCUGAUUCUUACAGUAUACCAUUUGUUACAGAAUGUGGUGAAGAUGAAGUCUGCAGUACUGACCUUGUUCUUAAUGUUCAGCGGAAAACAAAUAAUGGCAAAGAACCAUUUAUUUUCAGCAGUAAGAACAAAAUGUUAGUAUUCAGUGUGAAACUGAGAAACAAGAAGGAAAAUGCAUACAACACCAGAAUUCAAGUUGCUUUUUCUGAAAGCUUGUUUUUUGCUUCAUUUUCUGCUCCUGCCGAUGGAACUGACAUUUCAUGUCAGAUGACUGCUGUCCGGCAACUUGUUGUCUGCCAAAUCAACUUUCCUGUUUUUAAAGCAGGACAACAGGUAUCUUUUGAUAUCAGUUUUGAUGUUAAUUUGAAAAAUCUUCAGAAUGUGGCAGAUUUAAGCUUCCAAGCUUUGAGUGCAAGUAAUGAAGCGGAUGACACAAACAAUCAGGUCAACCUAACUGUUCCACUUCGUUAUGAUGCAGAUCUUCACUUAACAAGGCUUACUAGCAUGAACUUUUAUGAAAUAUAUUCUGAUCAUAAUGUUCCCACUACUGUGAAUAAUUUCAAUGAAAUUGGAGCUGCAUUCAAUUUUUCAGUUAAGGUCACAAGAGGAAAUAUGCUAGUAACUAUGGCAUCUUUAAAAAUUCAUGUUCCAAAGUACACUGAGGGGAACAAUCCAUUGAUGUAUGUGACUGCAGUCCACACCAGUCAGGAUAGUGAUAUCAGCUGUGAUUCAGUGAUCAAUCCAUAUAAAAUAGGAGAGCAAGACUAUGCUGUGUCAUUCAACAAAGAAAACCUCAGAGCUAUGAAAGAGCUGAACUGCAAGAAUGUCAAAUGCGAAAUAAUUACAUGCGAGUUAAAAGACCUCACACUGAAAGCAGAAUAUUAUGUUAAUAUUUCUACCAGAAUCUGGAAUGGGACAUUUGCAGCUUCAGCUUUCCAUGAGGUACACUUAUCUGCAAGUGCAGAAAUUAAUGCACAUCAUUCAGAUUUAUUUGUAACUGAAGAUAAUACUUUAUCAAUCCCACUCAGAAUAAUAAAGCCGGAUGAGAAACGAGAAGUGCCUAUUGGCAUUGUGAUAGCAAGUGUCCUUGGGGGUCUCCUUUUGCUGGUAGCACUAGCUGCUGCUUUAUGGAAACUUGGUUUCUUCAAGAGCAAAUACCAGAAAAUGACAAAGGAUGUGGAAGAUGUGGAUGAAAUUGCAGAACUUACUAAGGACCAAGAAUGAAUAUAGCAGAAAUGAAGCUGUGUGCAUCAACCUUCUGAGCCAUAAACAAGAGGCAACAUCCAAAUUAAUUAGUCAGGACUAAUCCCCAUUGAAAUUAAUGAGACAAGUUACUCAUGACUAACUUAAGUCCCAUUCAUUUCAGUGGGGGCUUCGUCUCGAUGUGGCCCAAUGCUUACAAUCACACUGGUUGACAGCUGCGGUACUUUACACUUUAUUGUAAUGGUUCACUCUUCCUCUUUUUUAUUAUUAUUUUCUUUUUCACUGAAAAUGUCAUGGGCUUUUUAUAGAUGAAAAUAUUUUUACAUAUAGUAUUUUAUUUUAGUAAUAACUGCUGGUCGGUUUGGGGGUUUGUUUACAGGGAUUAAAAAAAGAUUUCUUGUGUGCUCUUGUAUUUUAUUAAUAGACCCACUGACAGGAUCAAACCCCUGGCAGGACCAAGACCCUCUGGCAGGACCAAAGGCAGUAAUAUUGAAUUAUGCCAGACAUAUCGGGGGGGGGGGAGUUAUAUAUCCCUGAUGGGCAGACAAGCAUCAGUAAUAUUGUCAUUAAACAUGGAGAUGACUGUGUUUUAACUUUCAGUCUGCAGUCCAGAGACUUCUUUUAAGUGUGCAAAAGUACACAGUACACAUGUACACAGCUAGGCUUUCAUCUCACUUCCUGCAUUGCAAUCUGCUUUUGAAGUUGCUCCUAGUUUAAAAGACAGUUUGCCGUCUUAAUGCUGGAAAAAUUCCCUGGAGGACGGGAGGGAUGUGUUUCCCCCUAGGUGUUCGGUACAGAGGAUCAUGUGAUUCUCUCUAUGUGGCUUUCCCUCCGAUAGGUCUGGCGAUUGCAGGAAGACGCCUAAUACAGUGGCUAACUUACUGUGAAUGGUAAUGGAGGUGGUUGGAGCAGCGGCCACAGCCUUACAUGCAUGUAAGCACCACUGAAAGAACUGCACUGCAGGACGGCAGCACUUCGUCAUAAGUACUCUUAAGAAAAUUGUUGCAUGAUGCAAUGCCCAUUGAAAAUAAUGGGUGGCAUGUAGCACAACUGUGUUCACAGAGCACUGCUAACCUGCAGUGCAGCCCCAUCAGCGGUCCCACACAGGGGUGUGGGUGGUGCUUUAACUGCCCACUUUCCAUUGUGUGGUGUGUCAGCCACGGUUUGCUACAUUUUUAGAUUUGCACAUCUUUGCAAUCUAUUGCGGGUGGGGAGUCAGUUGGCUACACAUCAAGGAUUCCUUACUGGCUGAUGUUAUUUCCAGUCCAAUGGCCUAAGUGGUCGCCAGGAGUCAACACCGACUCGAUGGCACACUUUACCUUUAAAAGAUGCAUGUUGUGGAAGCUGCAAAAAAGUUUUUUGCUAAUUAAAUAUAUUCUUUUUAUCAACACUGCUAAAUACUGGGAAACUCCAAAUAAUGGUUGGAUUUGUGUUAUGAAUUUAAGAAUACAAGCAGAGGCAUGGGUGAUCACACCCAAGGCCUAUCUUACCUAGCAUCCUGUUUCCCACAGUGGCCUAUCAGAUGUCUCCAGAAAGCUCACAAGCAGGAGAGGAAGGCAUACCCCCUCUCUUGCCUCUGAAUCCAGAGAUAGUUUAUAGCCAUCAAAUCUAUUUCAAUUGAUAGACUUGUCCUCCAUGAAUUGGUAUAAUUCCCUUUUAAAGUCAACCAAGCUAGUGACCAUCACUACAUCCUGUGGCAACAAAUUCCACAGACUUAAAUUAUUGCCAAUUAGUUUCAUUUGAGAGUCCCUGGUUCCCAUAUUGUGCUAGAGGAAGAAAAUGUCUGUCACUCUCUCCACACCAUGCAUAAUUUUAUGAACCUCUUUCAUAUCUCCCUUUAAUUGACUUUUUUCUAAACUAACAAGUCCCUCAUAAGAAAGGUGCUCUAGCCCCCUCAGCAUUUUGGUUGGCCUCUUCUGCACUUUUUCCAGUUUGAUAAUAUUCUUUCUUGAGAUGCAGUGAUCAGAGGUAUACACUGUAUUCCAAAAGUGGCUGCACCAUAGAUUUUUAUAAUAUUACAAUAUUAGCAGUUUUGUUUUUAAUCCCCUUUGUAAUGAUCCCUAGCAUGGAAUUUGCGCAUGCACACACACGCACACACACACACACACACACACACACACCCUUUUUUCCCCCUUUUUCUUUUUUUGCACAGCUGCUGUACAGAUAUGACAUUUUCAUUGAGGUAUCCACCACAACUCCCAAGAUCCUGUUCCUGGUUGGUCACUCAGAGCUCAGAUCCUGUCAGUGUAUCUGUGAAGCUGGGAUUCUUUGCUCCAGUGUGCCUACUUUUAUACUUACAUAUUUGAAUCUCAUUUGCCAGUUUGUUGCACAGUCACCCAGUUUCUUAUGGAGCUCUGCACAAUCCAAUUGUCACAGACUACAGUCACACUUUGUGUUGGGUUUUUUGGCUGAAACAUUGUCAAAUGAUUAUAAGCCCCUCUAGAGACUGAUAGUUUGCUUAAGCAAGUAUCCCUGAAGCUGAUGUUGGCCCUCUUAAGUUUGGCAUCUUCGCCACAGGGCAGGCCUAGGAACAUUUCCAUGCAACCAUCUGAAAGCAAAGUGGCUACUUCAGGACAGAACCAGUAAUUUCUACUACAGUACAUUGCUUCAAUUAACACAAUCCUUAAAAUUCACUAGAUGCCCAUCUCUAACUACUGGGUGAUUACUUUACAUCAAUAAAGAUUUUCAGUCAUCUUCUCUGUACCUUCCACUCAGAGAAACCCAUGCUGUAUACAUGUAUGUUUUUCAAGCAGGUUUCGUGGAAAGAAUCUAGUGAAAAUGUGCCAUAUGCACACAGACAUGAACUGGAGAUGUACAAGAGAAGAAAUUCACUCUUACCAUUUUGAAUUCAUCCCAGUGGACCUUGUUUGUAGAUUGUGGCCCCUCAGUUUGUUUUCACUGCCUCCAUUUCCCUCUCCUUCAUCUCAUGUCAAUUUAUAGAUUGUAAACUCCUCAGGGCAGAUAUCUGUCCUGUUAUACUUCAUAAAGCACCAUGCACAGUGGUGGUGCUGUAUAAAUAUAUUCCUUUUCUAUAGGAAAUGUUCAGGUGCAAUACGUUUUGCAAUCUUUGUAUAUUUUGCACUUUGUUUCAGAAUGCCAGAAUUGGUGGGAAACUUAAAUAAAGAUUGAUCUGCUUGAGUAAAUCUGAAACAAA
Messenger RNA from Hemicordylus capensis (graceful crag lizard), 6993 nucleotides. RefSeq names its product integrin subunit alpha 2 (gene ITGA2). Bases 312 to 3860 code for a protein of 1182 amino acids. The transcript has 30 exons. The record is from RefSeq and is a predicted model, not a curated record. NCBI's taxonomy places the organism in Eukaryota, Metazoa, Chordata, Lepidosauria, Squamata, Cordylidae. Gene Ontology annotation, biological process: cell-cell adhesion; cell-matrix adhesion; integrin-mediated signaling pathway. Gene Ontology annotation, molecular function: integrin binding. Gene Ontology annotation, cellular component: external side of plasma membrane; integrin complex.